Messenger RNA from Leishmania braziliensis MHOM/BR/75/M2904, 354 nucleotides. RefSeq lists its product as hypothetical. The transcript has a single exon. The record is from RefSeq and is a predicted model, not a curated record. Bases 1 to 354 code for a protein of 117 amino acids. Lineage: Eukaryota; Euglenozoa; Kinetoplastea; Trypanosomatida; Trypanosomatidae.
AUGCCACAAGACACGUACUUUCGCCGUGCCAUUGAUUGGAUGUACGGAGAUGAUGCCUACCUUCAAAACUUGCCAACGAAGGAUUUGGGCAACAAACACAUUAACGAGCUUCUUGGCCGGCACCCCUACCAUCCAUACGAUCCCGAUAUGAAGGCUGACAAUCCUUGCUACAAGUUCAACACACUCUUUCACGAGUGCAUGGAGGCGGAUCACGUGAAUGGGUAUGAGCUUUAUCAGAAGCAUGUGGCCUGCUACUUCCCAUACAAGGUAGAUUUGAUGAAGUGCAUCGCCACAGAGAAGCGGCGCCAUCGCAUGGAGAUGGAGGCUCUAGAAGCCAAAGGUCCGAAAAGCUGA